CUAAUCAGCUGCGAACUCCACCGGAAUCGUCGCUUCUGCAGUGUUUCGAGAGAGAUUAGUGGAGCAGCUAUCAAUUCCUAGGGGAGAGUGUGAGAGAGAGAAGCAAUGCGUGUCUUCCCUUUUGAUUGGGCGACCCCAAUUUCCAGAGCUCUGAGAAGGACGGGUUGGAGCAGGUGGACCAACUUUAAAAGAAGGGGGUGCUCACAACCCUCGCUUCGAGAAAUCUUUCACUCUCCUUUUCGCAAAAUCGCCCCCUCCCUCUCUUCUUCUCCUCCUCUCUUCAUCUUUUCCUCUGCUCUAUCAGCGCACAGCCUCUCGACCUCAAACUCGCCGGCUGCAAUGGCGUCGACCGUCGUACCUGACCAGUUCCAGCGUGUCCUCGUCAUGCGCCACGGCCACCGCAGCGACAUGGGCCCGGGGGUCGACCGGUCGUGGUGGACCACGGUGCCCAGGCCAUGGGACGCCCCUUUGUCCGACGAGGGCCGGAACAAAGCGCUGGAGACCGGCAAGAAUUUCCGGGCUAAGCUCGAGUUCCCGAUCCACCGGGUCGUCACGUCGCCCUUCCUACGGUGCGUCGAGACCGCACGGGCACUGAUCGCCGGUCUCUCCACGGCGGACGACGGCGAUUCUGCUGACUCAUCAUCAUCGAGAAUCAAGGUAUCUAUAGAGUAUGGAAUGUGCGAGAUCCUAAACGACAUCUCGUUGUGGCAUCACCCGACGGACCACGAUUCAUGGGGAUUCGACAUCAAAGAGCUCGAGGCUUCAUUUCCACCGGGCGUCGCAGACCCUGCACCGCACCGGGUGUACAAGGAGAUGCCACAAUGGGGAGAGAGCGAAUCCGGGGCAAGAGAUCGAUACCUCCACACCAUUCACUCCGUCGUCGAUAGAUACCCUCAAGAAAAUUUGCUGUUCGUCACUCAUGGGGAAGGAGUGAAGGUCAUGGCCUCGACAUAUUGGAAGGACGCAAGAGGGCAUGAACUAAGGCCGGACUAUUUUGGGUACGCGCAUCUCAAAAGGCAACUCGUUCGAAAUGGCAACUUGUUCAACGCUAGUAAAUUUAGGAUCACCACAAAACCUGAUGAAACCGGCAUCGAGCUCAAGCCGCUGCAACAAGCAUGAACUAGAGUUUGCACUUGCUGUAUUUUACAGAGCAUUGGGAGGGUUUGAGUUGCUUUUCUAUGCUGGUUUUGUGAUAUGUGGGUUGUGUUGGAUCAUUUUGAUGUUAUAACAGUUUAUGUUGUUCGUCCUCUCUUGACCGUGACCCGUUUAAUGCCGCUAACUUGGGAAU
Messenger RNA from Eucalyptus grandis, 1288 nucleotides. RefSeq lists its product as uncharacterized. The record is from RefSeq and is a predicted model, not a curated record. The coding region runs from base 106 to 1119 and encodes 337 amino acids. NCBI's taxonomy places the organism in Eukaryota, Viridiplantae, Streptophyta, Magnoliopsida, Myrtales, Myrtaceae. The transcript has 4 exons.